Molecule: messenger RNA, 2566 nt
Organism: Zeugodacus cucurbitae (melon fly)
Lineage: Eukaryota; Metazoa; Arthropoda; Insecta; Diptera; Tephritidae
Product: inositol polyphosphate 5-phosphatase K
Exons: 2
Coding region: 166-1653 (495 amino acids)
Biological process (GO): phosphatidylinositol dephosphorylation
Cellular component (GO): plasma membrane; cytoplasm; ruffle
Molecular function (GO): phosphatidylinositol-4,5-bisphosphate 5-phosphatase activity
Source: RefSeq, a predicted model, not a curated record
AUUCAUUCAUCCAAUCGUAAUUUAAACAAAAACAAUUUUACUUGCAGUGGUUAGUAUUCGACUCUGGUUGUUCGCUCUUACCAUUUUGAAAAAUUACUCACCCUUCCCAUAAAGUGUUAACAAAGUGUAUCGUCGUAUUGACGCAAUUUAUUAAUUUCAAGAAAGAUGGAGUCUAGUUCUAAUACACCAGGUAAUAUUUCCAAGGCGGGACCUGAUCUGCAACAGCUGCCACAACAACAGCCGUUAUAUGUUGAAACUUAUUCGGUGUAUGUGGUGACAUGGAAUGUUGGCAGUCGUUUUCCCGACAAUAUCUCCUUGCGUUCACUUUUGGGUCUUCAAGGUGUUGAUGAGCAGAAUCCACAAGAUUUGCCCGACAUUUACGCUAUUGGUUUGCAGGAAGUUAAUGUUGAACCACAACAACAAAUGCUUGGCCUAUUUAAGGAAGAUCCUUGGACGCACAAAAUAAAGAAAUUACUCCGUGACUACGAUUAUGUGGUAAUUAAAACAGAACAAAUGCAAGGGUUAUUGCUUUCGCUGUUUGUUCGCCGAGUUCAUGUGAAACAUAUGCGUGAUAUUGAACCUGAAUUUACCCGUACCGGUUUUGGUGGUAUGUGGGGGAAUAAAGGUGCUGUUAGCAUACGUUUCUCUUUGUAUGGUUGCGCAAUAACAUUUGUAGUCGCACAUUUGGCUGCCCAUGAUAAGCAUUUAGAUGAGCGCAUCGAGGACUAUGAGCAAAUAAUGGAAAACCAUCACUAUCAUGUACCGCAUUAUCGUGAAAUCUAUGAUCACGAUUAUGUUUUUUGGUUCGGUGAUUUAAAUUUCCGAUUGAUGGGCGAAGAUAGUCCUGCUGAUGUUUUAGCUGCUAUUAAAAAUGAGAAACUAUCUGAACUUAUUGAGCGUGACCAAUUGCUGCACGUGCGUACUAAAUUACAUAAAGCAUUUCACUUAAUGCACGAGCGGCUACCAGCUUUUCCGCCAACAUUUAAAUUUCAUGAAGGAACUUCAAAUUAUGAUUUAAAACGACGCCCUGCUUGGACCGAUCGCAUAUUAUAUGCUCUUCAACCACUCAAUAAACGCCCUGACGAGAGGCUAGCCAUCGAACAAAGGUCAUACAAAUCAUUUCCGGCAUAUAACAUUAGUGAUCACAAACCAGUGAGCAGUGAAUUCAGUGUUAAACUUUAUCCGAACUACCGUGCACCUUGUGUUAACUUCAAAGAUAUCGCAGAGUGGCAAAUUGGUGAAGAAAAUACAGUGGAAUAUGUUAAACCGAAUGACUUCGAAGAACGUAAACACGAUUGGAUCGGUGUAUAUCGCGAGAACUUCGCCAGUUUAAAUGAAUAUAUCGGUUAUGAAUAUGUUAAUCAAGCCGAAUCACCUCCAUCGUCACCCGAUUCGCCUGUAGAUCCCUUCUUUGAUACACCCGGUCCUCAACGUUCGCGCCAUCACCAGCAUCGCAAUCGUGAGCGUUUGCGUCGUCAACAGCUGCAAGACGAAGAAGAUAUUCGACUAGACUUUUCAGAUGACAUCAAUAUGCGUGAUGGAGAGCGUUAUUUGCUAAUAUAUUUCCAAAACACUGGCAUGCGGGGCGUGACCAGUGUAGCUGGUAUGAGUAACAUUUUUCUUGCAGUUAUGCCCAGGGGAAAUGCUAAUUAAUAUUUUUAAAUCUAAAUGUGCAAUUUGUUUAUAUUUCGUGACUUUUUAAAUACGUUUUAGUUUUAAUUACAACAAGGCGAAAGACAUGUAUGUACAUAGAAAAUUUCGAAUUAUGAAUAUCACAAUGAUCAAUUUUAGAAUAAGUAAUACGCAUUUAGAACACGUUUUUAAAACAUUCUAUAGUAUGUAUUAAUGAUAAAAGUACUAACAAUUUACUAACAAUUGAAAUAAAAGUUUUACAGUUUAUAUUUAUGUCAAUGUCAUAUUGUUUUAAAUCAGAUUUAUAUUUUGAUAUAAUACUACUAACCAUAACAGUCUGUUGAAUUGGCUAAUGGAUUGUUUUAUUUGUUAUUAUUCUGCCUAGCACGAUUUUUCAGUUAUCUUAGUUACGUAUGUAUGUAAAUAACUUUAUUGAUUUUUCACUAAAUGUAUAAGCACGUAUGUAUCUCAAAUCAACGAAGCCGUUAUCAGUUUAAAAUUACAAUGAUAAUUCUCUGUUUACUCCUUUCUAUGAAUAAUAAAAGUGUUAGUUUUGUUAAAAAGACCACAUUUAUACCAUUCUAGGUGUAUAUACAUGAGAGUGUCUAUAUGCAGUAACAAAAAUUAAAUUACAAAUCGCGCUAAUUGAAAUAAAUUCAUUUAAGAAAAGAAAAACUAAAGAAAGAAGAAAUUUUGAAUGCGAUUUGAAAAUAUGUUAUAAUGUUUCUUAUUUAAUAAUUCAAAUUAGCAAAAUAUUUUUUGGAACAACUGAAAAAUAAUAGAUAUUUUGUUAUUUUAUAUAAAAAAAUAUUUCCAUUGAGAAUGCCUUUAUUGGGUUUUAUUAGCGUUCAGAGCGCCACCUGUUGUGCAAUAGUCAUUUAUGUACAUUGUGUAUAUUCUCUAAUUAUAUAAUAAAACAAUUUAUUUAAAUAUA